UUUUUAUAUAUUCUAAUCUAUUACUUAAAAGCUACCAACCAAAAUGGUUAUAUCAGAUGCAGAUCAAUACCGUCAGUUUCUAAAUAGCCUCCACCGUGAUGAAUCUCGACCGGCUGCUCUAAAUGACAUCAAAAACUUACUUUCGUUGAAGCCUGCAAAUGAAAUUUCAGCCGUGAUCAGAGAUGUUGGAAUCAAAGAGAUAGUUCAGUGUCUUAGUGUACCAGACAAGACUCAAUUCCAUUUAACAUGUGAUGUGCUAAAGCUGUGCUGUGAGAAGUUUGAGCUCGGCGGCAUCAUCAGAAAUUACACUGGCCAUUUUAUGUUCAUGUUGAGACAUGAAAAGACCUGUGUUCGGCAGAUUGCGGUUGAUGAGGUGACAAAAGUGGUAACAUCUGACCCAUCACUACUGCCAGUCCCGCAGUACAUUGACGUGUUUGUGGCAGUAGCACAGCAGAUUCUAGACAAAGAUGUGUCCAUUACCAACAAAGCCAUCCUUGUGACGUCCAACCUGGCCUACGAAGCUUACCCGAAAGUCUUGGAAGAAAUGAAAAUCGCACUUGAGUAUGACAGCAGCUGUAAAUGUAAUGCUUUUGAGGUGGUUGUCAACGUCGCCUCAAAGUCACCAGAGUUGCUCAAACUCUGCGCUGACCACCAAUACUUCGACGUAAUGGUAUCCGAGCUGGAAACAAAUGAUGUCCUAUACCAGUUGAAUAUAUUAGAGUUGAUGUCCCGUCUGGCGGUCGCUCCGCAUGGGAUCAACCAUUUUGUGAAAACGGGCGUGUUGAAGAGAGUCAGCGAGCUGGUGGCUGCGCUUCCUAAUAAUCCUCUGAGCGCGUUACUUACACCAGGCUACAUGAAAUUCUUCGGCACGGUCGCCCAUAAAUACCCGCAGGAAAUAUUCACGAAAUACCCUGUCCUGAUGAAUAUGAUGUUCGACACGUUCGCAAGCCAGGACCAAGCCACACUGCCCAUAGCGUUGGAUACGUUGGGUUUCAUUGGAUCCACUAUUGAGGGGAAACUGAGUUUGGCUGCUUUGGGUAGCCUGUACACCCAAGGCAUUAACGCCGUCGCGCAGCUAAUACGAAACGCCGCAACAGAAAUCAAAGUCCGCGCCCUACAUUGCUUCGCGAGCCUCAUCGGCAUCGACUUCGGUUCACCAUUACCACGCCCCAUUGACCAUAGGGUCACUCUCAUGACCAGAGAAUGGUUCAGGACCUUAAGCCAGUCACCUAUGGUUACAUUGUUGGAGUUGUGUAAAAAUCCGUUCCCGGAUAUAAGGUCGGCUGCCUUUACGGUGUUGGAUGCGGUGUGUCAACAUCAGUGGGGUGAGGAGUUGGUUGCACGGACUGCAGGUUUUAUUGAAUAUCUACUCGACCGUUCAGUGACCUAUCCAAAGGAGUUGAAAGAAGUAAAAUAUGACAUCAUUAAAAGGCUUUCUAAUUCACUUGCGUUUGAUGAUAGUAUUAUUUUAAGACUGCAGGUGUAUGUGCAACAAGGUCCAUUUUAUCCUGAAACCGAAAUGCAAGUCGCUACUGAGGAAGGAGAUUAAAUUUGGAGGAUUUUAAUUAAUAAUAUAUUUUUGUAAAGAAAAAUGUUUUAUUCUUCAUUAAACACAUUAUAAAAUUA
Molecule: messenger RNA, 1626 nt
Organism: Cydia amplana
Lineage: Eukaryota; Metazoa; Arthropoda; Insecta; Lepidoptera; Tortricidae
Product: 26S proteasome non-ATPase regulatory subunit 5
Exons: 7
Coding region: 44-1549 (501 amino acids)
Biological process (GO): proteasome assembly
Cellular component (GO): cytosol
Source: RefSeq, a predicted model, not a curated record